Messenger RNA from Sipha flava (yellow sugarcane aphid), 1091 nucleotides. RefSeq lists its product as uncharacterized. The transcript has 2 exons. The record is from RefSeq and is a predicted model, not a curated record. NCBI's taxonomy places the organism in Eukaryota, Metazoa, Arthropoda, Insecta, Hemiptera, Aphididae. Bases 112 to 798 code for a protein of 228 amino acids.
AGUAGAAACCAUGGGGACCAAGCGCGCGUCAGUCUCACGCAGCAGUCACCAGCGUUGGUCUGUUAUUGUUGUUCACGCUUUCAAACACGGUUGAGCAGUUUUCACAGCGAAAUGGACGCACAGGCACAGUCUUCGACCGUCGAUGUGGGUGACUACGGAGCGUACGGUGCGCUACAAUACGCUUCGCUGACAAAGCAUACGUGCGAAUAUUUUGAUGUAGAAACGGAUCCUCUUUCAAUCGUGUCGAAAAUUACUCCGGAUCCGGAAGCCCUGAAAAUGGACGACGACUACGUGGCACGACGUAAGAGACCGCCGUUUCCUCCGAGGAGUUUGGAAGCUCUUGAAAAACUCCUCGGUCACUUCAAACGCGAGAAACCCAAUCCACCCCGGCCGUCCGACAUCUUGAUGGAAGGGCUCGCCGAGGAGUUGACAGCGGCUGAACUGCGGGACAGGUGGAUGUUGCUCUACAGAGACGUUUACGGCCCCAAAGAACGGCCGCACUUUGACUUACCGAUCGAGCCGGACACAAUGAUUUUGGGAGAAAUGACGGUCGAAAAACUCAAAGAGACUCCGUUGUACAAGAAAAUGUAUAUGCGCGGCUACAACAUGGGAGUCAAGGAUUCGAAAGCUUGGUGGGCGAAGCACCGAGUAUCCGGUAAACCCUCCGCGGAGCCGGGACCGAGCUCUCCGCCGACAGCAGAGCCACAGCCACAACGGGACACGAAACCGGGACCGAGCCAAGGAUCGAAACGGAACCGGAACCGAGCCGCCCGCCGACAGCGGAACCGCCGGAACUGAGCUGACUGUUGAUCGAGGAGGCGCCAUGUGACACAGAAACGAGUCGGCUGCUGACAGAAGAGCUUUCGCGCGACACGGAACCGGAACUGAGCCGCCCGCCGACUGCUAACCUAAGUUAGUCACUUCGUUGCUCCUCGUCCGGUCGUGUUAUGUUAUCAAUGGUUCAAGCCCGGUGCGGCAGUUCAGUAGUGUUUCCGAACAGUUUUUGAACCAAUUCGCCUACGGUCCAUAAACUGAUAUGGUCGAUAGUAUUGUAACUUUUAUUUUGUAUUUUUGUAAAUAUAUAAGACGGU